GUUUAAAAUUUAGCCAUGAAGAAUUGGAAUACAAAUAAGAUUUCAUGUGUAAUUAUUACUAAAUUUGUAAUAUAUCUAUACGUUAUCAGUUAUCAGUUUAGGUGUAUAAAAUGCUUGGAAUUCAGAGAUAUUUUGCCUGAGGAUGCAAAGCAAUACGAUAAAAUGAGACCACCCAAAAAAGAUGGAAUGGCCACCAAGGUACAUUUUCAUGUUACAGUGAUGGGUCUAGAUUCGAUAGAUGAAAAUGCCAUGACAUACGCUGCUGAUAUUUUUUUCGCUCAAACAUGGAAGGAUCAUAGGCUUCGAUUACCCGAAAAUAUGACUUCCGAUUACAGAUUAUUAGAAGUUGAUUGGUUGAAAAAUAUUUGGAGACCGGAUUCAUUUUUCAAAAAUGCUAAGGCAGUAACAUUUCAAACAAUGACUAUUCCUAAUCAUUACAUGUGGCUUUAUAAAGACAAAACAAUUCUUUAUAUGGUCAAAUUAACUUUGACUUUAUCGUGUGCAAUGAACUUUAUGAUAUAUCCACAUGAUACACAAGAAUGCAAACUUCAAAUGGAAAGCUUGUCACAUACCACUGAUGAUAUGAUAUUUCAGUGGGAUCCAGAUGUUCCGUUAGUUGUUGACGAAAAUAUUGAAUUACCUCAAUUACAAUUAGUUAAAAAUAAAACUGCCGAUUGCACUCAAGUUUAUUCCACUGGAAACUUUACAUGCCUAGAAGUAAUAUUCGUUCUUAAGCGAAGACUUGGAUACUAUUUAUUUCAUACUUACAUACCUACAUGUCUUAUCGUUAUUAUGUCGUGGGUUUCGUUUUGGAUCAAACCUGAAGCAGCUCCUGCUCGCGUAACAUUAGGCGUAACGUCACUACUAACGUUGUCAACACAACACGCUAAAUCUCAAGCUGCGUUACCUCCGGUUUCGUACUUGAAAGCAGUCGAUACAUUUAUGUCUGCGUGUACUGUAUUUGUGUUUAUGGCUUUAAUGGAAUACUGUUUGGUGAACAUUGUUUUGGGUGAUUCUGACAUGCCACCAAAACCUAUAAAUAAAAAAUCGUUCAAUUUCAGUUUUCGGAACAACUUAAAGCUAAUCGAUGGCCAUUCUAUUCCACCACCGCCCCGCCCGCCACCUCAAGCGACUGCAGCCGCCACCGCCGCUUUUACGGCCAAGACACAAAGGAAUCGCACUAGAGCCAUAAACAUUGAUCGAUUUUCAAGAGUGUUCUUCCCGUUGCUGUUCACCGUACUCAACAUGACGUACUGGAUCAUUUUUGCUCGAUUCUUGUAAUACGCCGUAUACCUAUUUUGUGUAUAUUUGUUAGUAAUACGUAGUGCACCUUAAAAGAGCACAUGACACUUUUUCAUUUACAUUAUUUAUUUAAUAGUUUAUUAUUAGAACCGUUGAGAAGAGUUUUGUAAAACUCCAAAGUAAAAGAAAUAUAUUUCAAAAGAUAUUAGGGGUCUAACAAAUCCGCGUGAUAUUGAGUUGAACUUAACACAGCCGCCCUCAAAUUAUACAGUAUAUGCAGAAAUUCCUCUCUUUACGUAAUGUUUUGCUAUAAAAUAUUAGUUAUUUAAAAUUUGAAGAAAAAAAUAAUUCUGGACUACAAUAAUAUAAUUCUAUCGGUAUAUGUUUGUACUGAAAUUUACCUCAAAUUAAAUUAAAAUUAUAUAAGUAUCAUUUUAAAGUAAAUAAAUCAUUGGUCAUAUGAUGUCUGGCUCAGUAAUGUCUCAAAGCUUCUUUAAAUUUCUCAUACCUAACUUAUUUAAUAAUGUGAGUAUGAAAAUGGUAAUUGGUAUGUAUACUUUUUUUUUUUUUUUUAGAAAUUAGUAAAUAACGGAUUCAACUAAAUUUUUGUGUUGUGUGUUCUUUUAAUAAUUAUAUAGUUUCUCCUUACUGAGUAUUUAUUAAUUGUGUAUUAUUACCUACUGGUUAUAAACUUUAAUUUAUAAGCAAAUAUUUUAUUAUCAAGGUUGGACAUUAGCAAGUGAAUAUAUAAAUGUAGAAGUUGAGUUCAAAGUUAGGUUACGUCUAUUUUAUUAAGUCAGCCUUUAAUUAAAUAUUUAACCAACUUUAUCUAUUUGGUCGUAUGAAUAACUAAUUUCUAUUAAAGUUAAUGUUUUUUUGUAAAUUUAAUUGAUACCCGGUGUGCAAAAUCCUAUAGCAUAGUAGUCGCAUAGUUGUCACACUGACGGUUAAGAAGUUACGAAUAAAUGCCUGUUAACUUUUCAGAGAUAUGUUAUGGACGCUUAACGCCAGGUUGAACGAAGUUACUGUAUGCGAUAUCAACAUGUGAUUACUAUGAGUAGUCAAUAAUGUCAUAUUGAGAGGUUAAUAAUGUUAGUACAUAAAGAUUAACGGAACUUCUCAUUUUCUGCGCAUAGACCUCGCAAUGAUUAUUGUCCAGAAAAUAAAAAUAACCUGAAGUUUAUUUCAUGCUCGCUGAGAUUUGAACCGUCCACCCCUUCCUACCUAUUCCUAGACCUAUACUACUGGGACACCCUAUCGAGACAUUGGGUAAUAAAUAAGUUAGUACCUAUACUAAAAGUAAAAGUAAACAUUAUAUAUGUAACAUUAUACAAUGAUGCGUUUAUAAAUAAAUCGGUGACGGUUUUUUAUAUCGAAACUGGUGGUAAAUAUACUUGUAUUUG
This is a messenger RNA of Sipha flava (yellow sugarcane aphid), 2645 nucleotides long. Its product is annotated as glycine receptor subunit alpha-2-like. Lineage: Eukaryota; Metazoa; Arthropoda; Insecta; Hemiptera; Aphididae. The record is from RefSeq and is a predicted model, not a curated record. Gene Ontology annotation, cellular component: neuron projection; membrane; synapse. Gene Ontology annotation, biological process: nervous system process; signal transduction; chloride transmembrane transport. Gene Ontology annotation, molecular function: transmembrane signaling receptor activity; neurotransmitter receptor activity; chloride channel activity.